Messenger RNA from Echinococcus granulosus, 1806 nucleotides. Its product is annotated as ATP synthase subunit alpha. The coding region runs from base 1 to 1806 and encodes 601 amino acids. The record is from RefSeq and is a predicted model, not a curated record. Gene Ontology annotation, biological process: proton motive force-driven ATP synthesis; proton transmembrane transport. The transcript is spliced from 8 exons. Gene Ontology annotation, molecular function: NAD binding; ATP binding; oxidoreductase activity, acting on NAD(P)H. NCBI's taxonomy places the organism in Eukaryota, Metazoa, Platyhelminthes, Cestoda, Cyclophyllidea, Taeniidae.
AUGCCCGACAAGGCGUUUGUCGAUGCCCAGCAAAGCCUAUACAAAACACCCAUUGAGAAGAUUGACCCUGCAUACGUGAAGCGAACUAAUAUGUUUGAAUUUCGACACUUUGAGGUCCAGUCUCUGCAGCUCAACUUUGGACCCCAGCACCCAGCAGCUCAUGGUGUCUUGAGAUUGGUGAUGGAGCUGGACGGUGAGAUUAUUAUUAGACUGGAUCCCCACGUCGGCUUCCUUCAUCGAGGUACUGAAAAACUGAUGGAAUACAAAACAUACACUCAAAACCUUCCCUACGUCGAUCGCCUUGACUACUUCAGCAUGAUGUCCAGCGAACAGUGCUACUCAUUGGCCGUUGAAAAACUUCUCGGUAUUGAGAUUCCUCCUCGCGCUAAGUAUAUUCGCAGUGGGUUUUGCUUCCUCUUUACUGAAACUCCUACAUCUAUGAUAUCAUUUACCAACGUUCUCUCUUCUAUAGCUAUGUUUGCUGAGGUCACACGGCUUCUCAAUCACUGCUGUGCAUUGGGUUCAAACAUCCUUGACAUGGGUGCCAUCACUCCGUUCUUUUGGCUUUUUGAGGAACGUGAAAAGUUGAUGGAAAUGUACGAACGUGCAUCUGGUGCUCGUUUUCAUGCUGCCUACGUUCGCCCCGGUGGUGUUAGCCUUGAUAUUCCCCUUGGAUUCAUGGAGGAUCUCUAUGGAAUCAUUCAAAAAUUGCCACAGCGCCUGGAUGAAGUGGAGGAUUUAUUGAUAACCAAUCCUCUGUGGAUUCACCGAACCAAAGGCAUUGGCGUUGCUGCUCCCUUACUCUCUAAUGCUGGGCGUUCCCUCUCUACAUCCAACAAUUACGCUCAAUCGCCGGAAUUUUCGAGCAUUUUGGAGGAGCGCAUCCUCGGACAGGCUCAACAAGCUGAACUGGAGGAAACUGGACGUGUUCUUAGCAUUGGAGAUGGUAUUGCUCGUGUGUAUGGUCUGAAGAACAUCCAAGCCGAGGAAAUGGUUGAGUUUUCUUCCGGUCUGAAGGGUAUGGCUCUCAAUUUGGAGCCCGACAAUGUCGGUGUUGUUGUCUUCGGCAAUGAUAAACUCAUCAAAGAGGGUGAUAUCGUCAAGCGUGCUGGCGCUAUCGUUGAUGUUCCUGUCGGCGAGGAACUUCUUGGUCGUGUUGUGGAUGCUCUAGGCAGCCCAAUCGACGGUCUUGGUGCCAUUUCCACUAAACAGCGUCGUCGAGUCGGUGUCAAAGCCCCUGGCAUCAUCCCACGCACCUCCGUCAAAGAGCCCAUGCAAACCGGUAUGAAGGCUGUUGACAGUCUGGUACCCAUUGGUCGUGGUCAGCGUGAGUUGAUCAUCGGCGAUCGUCAAACGGGCAAAACCGCCAUCGCUAUAGACACCAUCAUCAACCAAAAGCGCUUCAACGAUGGUGCUGAUGAGAAGAAAAAGCUUUUUUGCAUUUAUGUUGCUAUCGGUCAGAAGCGCUCUACCGUUGCUCAGCUCGUCAGGCGUCUGACCAUUGCUGGGGCCAUGAAUCACAAUUUGUGGAAUAUAGAACUGUAUCUACACUCCCAGUUCCUUCCGUCAUUUUCAAUAAAUCAUUAUCUGACCUCAGUGAAUUCUAGAUUUGUGUCUUAUAACAAUUUGCUUUCACUGUUUGUAGUAAGGGAAUUACGAGAAAACCAGAAUAAACAAUUAAAAGGCAAAGCAAUGUUCUGUUUCUGCAAUAUCAAAAGACGAAUAACUUAUUUUAUUAAGAAUAAGAAUAUAGAUAAAAUUCCGACAAAUACUGAAAUUGAGCAAAUCUACAUGAUCAACCAAUAA